UGCCCUGGUCCCUGAAUGCAGCGGCAGUGCGCAGCUCCUCCCCUCAGCUCUGCUUCCCACCCCAACUCAAAGAUACAGCCCUGGCCCUGUGUGCAUAGCUCACGUAGGCUGUGUGGGCAGGGCAGGUGCAGGUCUUGGGGCAAGAACUGGAGCUGUCUUUUCCUUCCUGCACAGCUGAUACCAGGUAGUCGGGGCUGCCUCCCUGCAAGGGCUGAGGGCCAGGCCCCCUGGGGAUUUAUUCCUGGCUUAGAAGGGCGGGACCAGAAGCAGGUGUGGUGGGGAUUAGGGAUUCAGCACCCCCAGCUCUCAGUCCAGCAGACAGACCCGCCCCAGGCUGGCCACAGAGCUGCACACCAGCAAACAGGGCAUGGUGCCAGAGGACAGAGGCAGGGCAGGGACACUUCCAUCCCAGACCUGGCAGCCCAGUACUCAGCACCGUGCGUGAGAGCCAACGGCCAGGCUCCUGGGCAUGUCGGGCCCCCGGCCUGUGGUGCUGAGUGGGCCUUCGGGCGCUGGGAAGAGCACCCUGCUGAAGAGGCUGCUCCAGGAGCACAGAGGCAUCUUCGGCUUCAGCGUGUCCCAUACCACGAGGAACCCGAGGCCCGGCGAGGAGAAUGGCAAAGGGAGGUGAUGCAGAGAGACAUAGCAGCCGGCAACUUCAUCGAGCAUGCUGAGUUCUCAGGGAACCUGUACGGCACGAGCAAGGCGGCAGUGCAGGCGGUGCAGGCCAUGAACCGCAUCUGCGUGCUGGACGUGGACCUGCAGGGCGUGCGGAACAUCAAGGCCACCGACCUGCAGCCCAUCUACAUCUCCGUACAGCCGCCCUCACUGCACGUGCUGGAGGAGCGGCUGCGGCAGCGCAACACUGAGACAGAGGAGAGCCUGGAGAAGCGGCUGGCUGCUGCCCGGGCCGACAUGGAGAGCAGCAAGGAACCGGGCCUGUUUGAUGCGGUCAUCAUUAACGACAGCCUGGAGCAGGCCUACGCGGAGCUGAAGGAGGCGCUGUCUGAGGAAAUCAAGAAAGCUCAAAGGACCGGCGCUUGAGACUUGCUCUUUCUUCUCCGUAACCCGGGUGCAUACGGGAUCAGGGCAGCAGCACUGAGCAGCCCCCUUGGCAGGCCCUACGGCAGCUCUGUGCCCUUGGCUGGCAUGUGGAGCAGAGGGGAUGCAUCUCCCAUGGUUGGACCAUGCUGGGGUGACCCCAACCCAGCCGCACCUGGCUGUCCCUCAAACGCUGGACCCGGGGCUGACAUGCUAAUAAAAUAAUGAUUGGA
Molecule: messenger RNA, 1274 nt
Organism: Callithrix jacchus (white-tufted-ear marmoset)
Lineage: Eukaryota; Metazoa; Chordata; Mammalia; Primates; Cebidae
Gene: GUK1
Product: guanylate kinase 1
Biological process (GO): purine nucleotide metabolic process
Cellular component (GO): cytosol
Molecular function (GO): GMP kinase activity
Source: RefSeq, a predicted model, not a curated record